ACAAGCAUUCCUUCCAUCUCCAUAACCACUCCUCGUCGCGCACUAGCAGCUCUCGCUUUGCAAAAUUUCACCCCCUGUGCGCGCUCUACUGCUCAAAGAAAGAUGAUGCAGUCGUCUGCCGCAUCCUCGCGCACCGCCGGCGCCAGCGCCGCCCAGGCGCAGACGAUGCGCCGGAGACCGUCCUCGGCGUCCAGGACGAGGACGAUAACAGCGCACGGCCAGCUGCAACAGCUCGCCGCCUCCUUCCCGCCGUCCACCAGCCCACCACCACUCCAGGGCGCCGCCUCGCCCUCUCCCUCUCCCUCGCCGACAUCCCCCAGCCCGCGCGCGUUCGACGCACGCGUGGCGGCCGAGGCGUGCAAGCGCGUGGAGGGCUACGUGAGCUUUAAAGACGUCGAGGGCCUCGGCGUGCCGCCGGACUACGACGACGACGGAGAGGAUGCGAAAGCCGGCGGAGGACGGCCGGGGCACGCGCGCCGGUGGUCGCUCUCGCGCUGGCUCGGUUUGGCGCCCGAGGCGGCGGGCGCGAGUGCGCCGGCGAGCCGGCCGACGUCGUUGACGUACGACGGCUCGAAAAACGUUCCCCGUCUAUGAACGAAGGUGUUCUACUCCAUGCAUCGUGUCCUUACCCGCGGACUCUUUUGAACCAUAACUUAUUCCCUGUAUUCUCACCCCCCCAAUCCACGCAUGGUCCGUUUCUUUUUCUUUUGUUUUUGCUGGACUAGUUACUACAUAUCGCUGUCGUUGUCUCUCCCCUCAUACCUCUCUCGUCGCAUUGUAAUUCUAUGCUCCAACCGGCUCUCGUCGCAAUGUAACACCAUC
Molecule: messenger RNA, 822 nt
Organism: Punctularia strigosozonata HHB-11173 SS5
Lineage: Eukaryota; Fungi; Basidiomycota; Agaricomycetes; Corticiales; Punctulariaceae
Exons: 2
Coding region: 103-594 (163 amino acids)
Source: RefSeq, a predicted model, not a curated record